Messenger RNA from Sclerotinia trifoliorum, 2793 nucleotides. The record is from the annotation of a GenBank genome assembly. NCBI's taxonomy places the organism in Eukaryota, Fungi, Ascomycota, Leotiomycetes, Helotiales, Sclerotiniaceae.
UGUUAGAAACUUAACGGUACUCGGUCUUGGGACUUUAACCACAAUUUAUUAUAAACAUACUAAUUGUCUUCAAGACACGUAUUAUUUUGAAGGGAUUAAAUAAAAUUUCAAUCUUCAAAAUGGCUGAUGGAACGGGUGCGCAUAAUACGCACGAUAAAGGGUAUGUAUCCACUUAUGUGCUACUAAUUCUCCAAAAUGUACUGACAGAAUUGAUGACAGUGCGAUAAAUGACUCCAACAAUACUGGCGACAUAGCAUCUGCCGACGAAAAAGUAGAAAGUGGGACACAAGCAGAAGAAUUUCAUAAUAGUAAAGGAAAAAUCGAUCUUACUCAACUAUCCGCAAAUCCAACUGGAGAGUAUGUUUAUCUUCGGUGAUCGAUUUUCACUUUCCUCUCACUAAUCUUCACAAAUUAGAAUCCGUAAUCCUCUCAUCGGUAUCCCGAAACAUCAACUUCUUCAAGAUGUCGAAAUCUUCGCAAAUAAACAUGGUAUUACUGAAAUACUUCCAGUUCUUACCAAAGGUGCUCUUGUUGCUCAAAGUCCUUCUCAUGCGGAUAAAAUUGUUGAACUUGAUGAUGAGGAUAGAAGGGUUUUAAGUGAGGAAGUUACUCAUCGUUGGAAACAUCCUAAACAACUUUAUAUGACGAUUAUUUUGAAUUCUAUUGCUGCUGCUAUUCAGGGUGUGAGUUAUUUUUUCUUCUAGACCUUCAUGAUCUGUGGUCUUUCUCCAGCUGAAAUAAUACUAACUUCUUCGUCGCAUAGUGGGAUCAAACAGGUAAAUUCAUCUUACUGAACUUUAUGACUCUGAGGAUAUUAAUGAAUUUGAAUAGGUUCAAAUGGUGCGAAUCUUACUUUUGGAGAGGCUUUGGGUAUUCCAGAUACAGGUCCAACUUGUGAAGCUCAGGGUACCUGUGAUAGGAAUGCUUGGAUUAUUGGUGCGAUCAAUGCAAUGCCUUAUAUAGCUAUCUGCCUUUUGUGAGUAUUUCUUGUUCGGAUUUCUCUUUCGUCUUACAAAUUGCUGGCGUAUGAUAUGGUUCGCUGCGACUACGCAGCAUCUCAUCUACUAUGCAAGUCUGUCGACGACACCCUCAAUUAACUCAAUUCUUCUCCUCCGAUACUAACAACAUACUCAACACAGCACCGCAUGGAUUUCUGACCCCGUAAAUCACUACAUCGGUCGUCGAGGUACAAUCUUCAUCGCAGCGAUCUUCUCACUCCUAGCUCCAAUCGGCAUGGGAUGUUCCCAAACCUACGGAGAACUAAUGGCCUGUCGAGUACUCCUCGGAGUAGGAAUGGGAUUAAAAGAAGUAACUGUCCCCGUCUUCUCUGCCGAAAAUUCUCCCACAAAUAUUCGAGGUGGUCUCGUUAUGUCCUGGCAAGUUUGGACCGCUUUUGGUAUUUUCCUCGGUACAUGUGCCAAUUUAGUAUUCGUACAUACCGGUGCAUUGGCUUGGCGUUUACAAUUUGGAUCUGCACUUGUUCCUGCUAUUCCUCUUGUCAUUGGAAUAUAUUUCUGUCCAGAAUCACCACGUUGGUUAUUGAAAAAAGGACGGGUUGCGAAAGCUUACAGAUCUUUAUUACGAUUGAGAAAUUCUCCACUUCAGGCUGCUAGAGAUUUGUAUUAUAUUCAAGCACAAUUGGAUUAUGAGGAUCGUUUAUUGGAACAAUCUGGUUUGGCAAAGAAUGGGAAUAUGUUUACGAGGUUUGUUGAAUUGUUUACAGUACCUAGAUUGAGACGGGCGACGCAGGCUUCGGGUAUUGUUAUGAUUGCUCAGCAGAUGUGUGGAAGUAUGUUCUUUGUUUUUUUUAAUCCCUUAAUCUCACCGAGGAAAUUUAUGCGAUGGUUUGCUAACUGAUUUCUGCUAAUUAGUCAACAUUAUUGCUUUCUACUCUUCUACGAUUUUCAAAAACGCAGGUGCAAGCAUUAUUGGUGCUCUUCUUGCCUCGUUCGGUUUCGGACUUAUCAAUUUCAUUUUCGCUUGGCCUGCUGUUUGGACAAUCGAUACUUUUGGUCGUCGAACCCUUCUUCUUUUCACUUUCCCUCAAAUGUUCUGGACACUUCUCGCUGCAGGUUUAUGUUACUUUAUCCCCGAAUCAUCUAAAGCCCACAUCGGUAUGGUAGCAUUCUUCAUCUACCUAUUCGACAUAGCCUAUUCCCCCGGAGAAGGACCAGUACCAUUCACCUACUCGGCGGAAGUAUUCCCGCUCUCCCAUCGAGAAAUCGGUAUGUCCUGGGCCGUUGCCACGAAUAAUUUCUGGGCUUCCGUUCUCUCCCUUACACUUCCACGUAUGCUCUCAGCUAUGAAACCACAGGGUGUAUUUGGAUUUUAUGCCGGGCUUAAUCUACUAGCAUUUGCACUUAUUUUCUUUUUCCUUCCUGAAACUAAACAGAGGACUCUUGAGGAAUUGGAUUAUGUAUUUGCUGUACCGACUAGAACACAUGCAAAGUUUCAGAUUCAAGAGCAAUUUCCUUGGUGGGCUAGGAAAUAUAUUUUGAGAAGGAAGGGUGAACCUGAACCUCAGCUUUAUAGGUUUGAGGAUGAGGAGUGGGUGGAGAAUGAAAUUGAGACUAGUGGUGUUAGUACUGGACAUGAUGUCGGUGGUGCGAGAAAGGAACCUGUUUAGGGGUGAGAAUUGAAGUGGAUUUAUCUGGUGAGUCAGAUCGUAGGAAUAGGUGAAUGGAUUUCUUGAGCUUUUUAUUUUCAUUUUUUUCGUCUCCUGAGGAGAUUAUUAUUAUUGUUUUGAAAGAGGAAAGAUAAUUAGUGGAAAGGGAAUGACGGGGUUAGAGAGUU